AUGGAAACUGUAUGUCUGAUGUUUAUAGAGAAUACAGUUCUAAAAAAAAAUCCCGCUAUAAAGCCUUUAUGCAGAUACACGUUCGAUUGUACUCUAAAAGAAAGGAACAUUGCAUUCCAAACACCUAAAAAAGAUAAAUUUGAUACCUGUUGUUCUUAUGAAUCCAAAAACUUAGAUAUUCAGAUUUAUGAAGAACACAUUAGGAGAAAAGAACAGGCAAGAGACGAAAAAAAUAGGGACAAGGUUUUGGGAGCAAAGAAGGAAGCCAUCGUUUUAGCCCAAGAUAUGCAAGCUGUAAAAGUGUGUCCAUAUCUCAAUGGUUCAGCCCUUUAUUACAAGACAAAAUUAGUUUGUCAUAAUUUUACAGUGUUUGAUAUAAAUACCCAUCACUGCGUGUGUUACUGGUUUAAUGAAACUGAAGCCGAUCUGACCGCUAAUACUUUUGCUAGUUGCAUUGUCGAUUAUAUUUUACAGCUUAAAGACUUGUCCAAACCUGUAAUAAUAUGGAGUGAUGGAUGUACUUACCAAAAUAAAAAUGUUGUACUGUCGAAUGCCUUGCUUGGCCUUAGUGUGCAUAGAAAUACUACAAUUUACCAGAAAUAUCUUGAACGUGGACACACUCAAAUGGAAGUCCACGCUGCGAUAGAGAGAAAUUUGAAAAAAAGUCUAAUAUUUACCAAGCGACUACUUUAA
Psylliodes chrysocephalus is the source of this 693-nucleotide messenger RNA. The record is from the annotation of a GenBank genome assembly. Lineage: Eukaryota; Metazoa; Arthropoda; Insecta; Coleoptera; Chrysomelidae.